Penicillium olsonii is the source of this 1005-nucleotide messenger RNA. The record is from the annotation of a GenBank genome assembly. Lineage: Eukaryota; Fungi; Ascomycota; Eurotiomycetes; Eurotiales; Aspergillaceae.
AUGGUAUCCUUAGACAAUAUACAAGCCAGCAAUACAGCACUCAAGAACUACGGCCCCAAUCUGGUGGGCGUAUUCGUUGGUGGCACCAGUGGCAUUGGCGAAAGUACCGCCCGUGCUUUUGUCAAGUAUGCAGCGUCUCCACGAGUCUACCUCGUUGGCAGAAGCGAGACCCGAGCAUCCCAGAUAAUCGAGGAUCUCCGAGCCCUGAACCCAGACGGACAGAUCAAUUUCAUCAAGGGCGAUGUCUCUCGUCUACAAGAAGUCGACGAGGCAUGCAAGGAGAUCCAAGCCAAAGAAGAAAAGAUCAAUCUUCUAGUCCUGAGUGCUGGCAUUCUGACCAUGAAAGGAAGAGAUGAAACCGACGAAGGGCUAGACAAGAAGCUCAGUCUUCAUUACUACUCCCGCAUGCGAUUCUUGUACAACCUGCUCCCGCAACUGACCAACGCCGCCAAUGCAGGCACAGCCCCCGGCCAACGCGGUUUAUCGAGCGUUCUGUCUGUUCUUGAUGCUCGUGGAAACGCACCGCUGAUUUUGAACGACCUCUCCCUGAAGGAGAACUACUCUCUGCGCAAUUGCGCCAAUCACGCAAUUACCAUGACAUCGCUGUCGAUGGAAGAGCUUGCUGCCUCACAUCCGGCUACGUCUUUUGUCCACGCGUACCCUGGCUUGGUGAAGACAAGCUUGGUUCGUGAUAAUGGAUCCUUGAUGAAGCUCGCUUUGAAUGCGAUGUUCUUCUUGCUCACGCCGAUGAACGUUCCUUUGGAAGAGAGUGGAGAGAGACAUCUAUAUGCAGGCACUAACCCUUCGUUCGCCCCGCGGGAUUCGACCCGGGGUGAGGGCGUUGCGAUUGGAUCGGAUGGCGUCCAGGGUUCUGGUUCGUAUCUGGUUGGAUCGGACUCGGCCACGGUCAGCAAUCAGAAGGUAUUGGAAGGAUAUCGGGCGGAUGGAACUAGAGCGUCCGUUUGGAAACACACCCUUGACAUCUUCAAGGGAAUUCGUGGUUAG